Molecule: messenger RNA, 1065 nt
Organism: Lates calcarifer (barramundi perch)
Lineage: Eukaryota; Metazoa; Chordata; Actinopteri; Centropomidae
Product: odorant receptor 131-2-like
Exons: 5
Coding region: 43-1065 (340 amino acids)
Biological process (GO): G protein-coupled receptor signaling pathway
Cellular component (GO): membrane
Molecular function (GO): G protein-coupled receptor activity
Source: RefSeq, a predicted model, not a curated record
UGUUUCCAGUGCUGACUGAACCGAGCAGGAACGAGCUGUAACAUGAACUCAACCGGACGUCUGGACGGCCUGAAUGACGCUUUCUCAAAGCACUUCAUCACCUUUGGUCUUGGCGUCAUCAUCAACUGCAUCAAUGGAGCUUUUGUCUACACCUACUGUAAGAGUGAAGUUUUAUACCGAGACCCCAGGUAUGUGCUGUACAUCCAUCUGGUGAUCAAUGACAUGAUCAUGCUGACAUUGUCUGUGGCGCUGCACUUCUUUACCUACACCAUCCCCCUGACCUUCGCUCCCUGCUGCAUCUUACUGCUCAUCUUAGUCGCUACCACCAAGAACAGCCCUCUGAACCUGGCCGGAAUGGCAGUCGAGCGUUACAUUGCUGUCUGCCGACCUCUUCAUCACGCCCAGAUCUGCACUGUCCAGCGAGCCUAUGCUCUGAUUGCACUCAUCUGGGUCGUCUCCCUCAUCCCCGGCCUCACAGAUAUCAUGGUCGUCCUCGACACUCAGCCUCUCUCUGUAUUCUCAAGGAUUGUCAUCUGUUACCCUACAUAUCUCUACAACACACCGUACCACAAGGCUCAAAGUGUGGCUGUUCAGGUGAAAUUUUAUUGGCGGUUGGCAACAACAACUUGGUGCAUUGCUGCCACCAACUGGUACAGAGCCCUUCUGUUUUCAUUUGUCGUCCUGACUUUAAUCAUCACCUACCUGAAGGUCCUCUGUGCUGCCCAGGCAGCUUCUGGUUCUGACCAGGCCUCCGCCAGAAACGCCCGCAACACUAUCCUGCUGCACGGAGUCCAGCUCCUCAUCUGCACCCUGUCAUUCAUCUCUCCCCUCAUCAACACCAUUUCACUUUCCAUUUGGCCCCAGGGCAGAAGAUUUAUCCUCUUUACCACCUAUCUGCUCACUGAACUGAUUCCUCGUCUGCUCAGUCCACUCAUCUACGGCGUCAGAGACAAGAAGUUCAGCAGCCUCAUCAGGCUGCAUGUCUUCUUUAAAUACUCCAACUCUAUAGAAAAUAAGAUGAACCUGGUAGCACCCUGGAGAAGGUCCAAACAGGUGCUACAGUGA